This is a messenger RNA of Priapulus caudatus, 987 nucleotides long. RefSeq lists its product as uncharacterized. The record is from RefSeq and is a predicted model, not a curated record. The transcript has a single exon. The coding region runs from base 14 to 682 and encodes 222 amino acids. Gene Ontology annotation, cellular component: membrane. NCBI's taxonomy places the organism in Eukaryota, Metazoa, Priapulida, Priapulimorpha, Priapulimorphida, Priapulidae.
UCCUUAAACCACGAUGAUGGAACCUGAUACAGGACAUGACAACCCACAUAAUGCAAGCAUAGAUACCUCUGAGAAGAGCUAUACUACUGAACCUAGAUCCCACACAGAUACUGCUGAUGCCUUAGCAAAGAUUGUUCGUCAACGUCCACUAGGAUUUGCUGAUAGACCGGCAUUUAUUCUCUCCAUAAUCAGCAUCGUAUUCGGUGUCCUGUGCAUGGUAAUGGAGAUCAUCAUUUCGUGUUUGACCUCCCUCUGGAAUUCGGGUGGAGGUAUCUGGUGUGGCCUGGUCUUCAUCGGUGUUGGUGUCAUGGGUGUCUUCGCCUGCCGCAACAAACAGCGUUUGCGCAUCAAAAUAUUUAUGGGCCUGACAAUCAUUGCAGUUAUUUUCGCAGCCAUAUUGAUCGGCCUUAGCAUCAAAGGCUUCCGCGUUCACUUCUACUGCAAUCGUAGUUACAUUGAUCCUGACAGAAACCUGAACAUAUGCGAGUGGUACUAUGCUGCCUAUAUUCUUCAUAUCAUUUUAGUCACAUUGGGUGUUUUUGAACUUUUUAUCAUGUUUGCCUGUUGUGCUAUUUGUGUAAUGACAAUCUUCGGUCGUGAGAAGCAGAAGGGGAUGAUAUAUGUCCCUGGUCAUAGUUCAAGAGGGCAACCAGUAAUGAUCGCUAUACCGCCACGGGCAUAGCUAUCCCCUAGCAGCAAGCAAAACAUCGUAACGGCAAUCGUUCACUGCUGUAACACAACCUGAGUAGACCUGAAGUAUUUUUGUGUGAAUUCUAUGUGACUCUUGGAUAAACUCAUGAAGUAACUUCAGCUAGCAAUGUUUCUCUGCAACAUUUUCCAACCUAAUGCAUCCUGUACAUCUCCCUAGAUACUUGUCUAGAUUAUACUUGGUGAAUAGGGGUGAUGUUCUAUGCAGCCAUGCUCACGUGCACAAACUUGCAUAUAUACACUAAGGCCACCAUUUUUUAUUUUGUUGGUUUACAGAAU